Molecule: messenger RNA, 2463 nt
Organism: Lytechinus variegatus (green sea urchin)
Lineage: Eukaryota; Metazoa; Echinodermata; Echinoidea; Temnopleuroida; Toxopneustidae
Product: centrosomal protein of 83 kDa-like
Cellular component (GO): centrosome
Source: RefSeq, a predicted model, not a curated record
AUGGCUUUCCCAGGAGGCUCCUCUUUUGGACCUGGCUUCACGGGUCCUUCUUCAAACGGACUUCUUCUCACCUCCACCGAGACCAUGGGACAGCCUACAGCUGGCCUGGGCCUAGGCCAUGGCCUGGACCAGAGACCCAUCACUAAUCUUAAUCAGGAAACAGAACUGCAGAAGAUGUUGACCGAUGAAAGGAUGAGAGGAGAGAUGCACAAGACAAAUUAUCAGAUGCUCAAGGCCGAACACACAAAAUUGCAGGAUGAGAAUAGCCGGUUACAGAGGGAACUUGAUCAGGUUACAUCGGAUUGUCAGGUCAUGGAGGAGAGACUUCAAGAUGCAGUCAACAGAACUAACAGGGAACUGGCAAUCAAAUGUGCUGAACUGGAUGAAUUCAGGGCUCAGGCUCUUACAGCAGACAAGUUGGAGCUGAUCAAACUGAAAGUAGCCGAAGAUCUUGAGCAACCGUUCCGAGAACGUUUCACCGAGCUGGAGCAAGAUGUUGAGCAUUAUAGGAGUGAAUUCAACAAGCUGCGUUACGAACAUUCGUUCUUGAAAUCAGAGUAUGAACAUGAACAAACAGAGCAUAAGAGAGUGGUGGAAGAAAUUAAGAUGCAGUAUGAAACAGAGAUAAAGAAUCUUCAUAGAGACAAGGAAGCUAUUGUAGCCAAAUACAGUCAGGAGAACUCGCAUGACAGCGAUAAGGUCAGAACUCUGUACAGGGACAAUGCACAACUCAACCUCAAGGUCAAAGGUCUCCUAACAGAGUUGGAUGAGAUAAGAGCUCAGAGAGAGCAGUCGGGUCUUCAGUCAGAUCAUGUAUCAAGGUUACAAGCUAGACAACUAUCAGAACAUGCUACAACUAUCAAGGCUCUUCAGAGCGAGAAGGAGUCACUCCAGCUCCACAUGGAGCAGUUGACCAAGGAGCUAGGGAUCUCUCAGGACACACAUCGGAGCCUUACCACAAAGACGCACGACCUGGAGAAACAGACCAUGGAGCUGCGGAACCGCAUGGAGGAGACCCUACACAGACACAAGAUGGAGAUGACAGAUCUUAAGAUGGCUGCCAUGAAGACUAAGGGAGAGCUGGAGAGGGAAAAGGAUGGACUUGUCAAUGAACUGGAAGGUCUGAAAGGCAAACACGAGGUACUAGAGAAGUCCCUUGAGGUCCAGACUAACGCCGUUGCUGACAAAGAGAGAGAGGUGGCUAGAAUGCAAUCAGUCAGGGAAGAAGAAUGGGAUAGGAUUAACAAACUGGAAGAAGAAAAGUUAGAAUUAGAAGGUCGACUACAGGAAGUCGAGAGGUUAAAGAUUGAUGAAGAAUCGCAGAGAUACGCAGAGAGAGAAAACGGGCAAGAGAGAAUCCGAGAAGCUGAGAAACGAUGUGAACAAGCUGAAAGAGAACUACAGCUUACAAAAACCAAGUUAGAGCAUCAUAAUACAAAGAUGAAGGACCUUGAGCAUGAGCAAACCAUCAGCACACAGAUGAGAGAGAAAUGUGCUAGAUUAAAGGCUGAAUUGCAGGACACACAUGCAGCAGAGCAGGACCUCAUGAUGGAAAAUGAUAAUAUCAAAGCAUCUUUGGAGAUGUGUCAGAAUGAGCUAGUCUUGGCCAAGGCCGCAAUAGAAAAAGAGGCAGAGCUGUCCAAUCAGAGGCUGUCCCAGCACAAGAUGACAUGGCUAGAUGAGAAGACACAGCUUGAACGAAGACUAGAUGAUCUGGAAGGUCAGGCAAGGCAAGCUCAGAAGCAGAGAGAUGAUACUACCAAUGCCCAUGCAAAGAGAAAGCAGAAAUAUCAGAAAGUUGUCAACAAGCUUCAAGAUAAAAUGCAACUUCUGGAGGCAAAAAAUGAAGAACUGGAACUGGAAAAACAAGCUUUGAAGAAUCAGAUACCCAAAGAGACGUACACCAAGGCAGUAAGAAAGUUAAGAGAACUCCAGCGCAGGCACAAUGAAUUCCGCAACAUCCUGAGUUCAGCCAACGUGACUCAGGUACCCGGAGGUGGGAUGUCUUUCAUGACUGCAUCUAUGGCCCAGCCACUGGAUGCAUCUAGUCCAUAUAAAACUACACAGCCGAACCGGUUUAAAAUUCCACAAAUCCAAAUACAUCAUCCAGUAUCAACAGACAAGAAGGGGCAUCAUCAAGAUUUAGCGGUGAUCCGGAGUCGCCUUGAGGAGCUGAGUGACAACCAGAGGUUACAAAUGGAUGCCCUCCUAGGGGGAGGGGGCGGUGGAGGGGUGGGGAGCGUACCCCUUACAGCUCGGUCAGAGAUGGACAAAGAGAAUGAAGACCAUGUACUAUCCCCAGAAGGGAGUGGAAUGGACGUUCUGGAUCUUUGAAAGCAAUUUUGAUAGCAUCGAGGAGCUUAUUGACAAUCAGAUGUUUCAAAUGGAUGGCCUGUUAGGGAGACAGUUGUUGGAGGGGUGGAAAUUAUACCCCUUGUAGUCUGAUCGGAAAUGAAUAACAAA